This is a messenger RNA of Oncorhynchus mykiss (rainbow trout), 2397 nucleotides long. Lineage: Eukaryota; Metazoa; Chordata; Actinopteri; Salmoniformes; Salmonidae. The record is from RefSeq and is a predicted model, not a curated record.
GGUGAGACCUGGGUCAGGGGGCUUGAGGACUCUGCUGGCUGGCGGACAAUGAAGAAGAACAAGGCCUCCACCUCCAGAAGGUCAGAGAUCCAGAACAUCUACCAGUGCUACUCCUCCGGAAGGAAUACUCUGGCCGCCUCCGCUCUCCUCAGGUUCCUACACAUGGAGCAGAUGGAGGCAGCAGCCAAUCAGGAGACAGCGGAGGGCUUGAUUGACAGAUAUGAGAUUGAGGAGACAGCUAGAGAGAACAGAAGCAUGACAUUCGAGGGAUUCUACAGAUACAUGGAGUCUAAAGACUGUAGUGUGUUUGACCAGAUACACACGUCUGUGUACCAGGAUAUGGACCAGCCUCUGUGUCACUACUUCAUCUCGUCUUCUCACAACACUUACCUCACUGGGGACCAGCUGGUCGGCAAGAGCACCCUGGAUGCCUAUGUCAGUGCGCUGAGGAGAGGUUGUCGUUGUCUGGAGAUUGACUGCUGGGAUGGUCCUAGUGCAGAGCCUAUAGUCUACCAUGGUCACACUCUGACCAGCAAGAUCCUGUUCAAGGACGUCAUCACUACCGUGGGACAGCAUGCCUUUGAGGUGUCUCCGUACCCAGUGAUCCUGUCCCUGGAGAACCACUGUACCCCGACUCAACAGGAUGUCAUGGCCCAGUACCUCACCUCCAUCCUGGGGGAAAAACUGCUGGCCACCAGCCUGGACCUCACCAAUCAGCCUGGACAACUGCCCAGCCCUAACAGGAAGAAGGCAGCAGUAGUUGCUGAGUCUCUAUCUAACCUGGUGGUCUACACCAAGUCAGUGAAGUUCCACAGCUUCAGCCAUGCCAGAGAACACCAGCAGUACUAUGAGAAUACCUCUCUGGGGGAGAAAAAGGCACACAAGCUGGUCAAGACCUCAGCUCCAGAUUUCAUCCAGCACAACAUGGUGUUCAUCACCAGGAUCUACCCAGCAGCCUCUAGAACCCUGUCCUCCAACUACAACCCUCAGGGGUUCUGGAAUGUGGGCUCACAGAUGGUGGCUCUGAACUUCCAGUCGUUGGGCCUGCCCAUGGACCUGAACAACGGGCGUUUCCAGGACAACGGUGGCUGUGGUUACGUCCUCAAACCCCUCUUCCUCAGAACCAAUCAAUGGGGCUUUAAUCCAAACAGUUACCGUCACAACCUGAAGCCAGCACACCUACUGCUGAAGGUUAUCAGUGGCUCCAACCUGCCUGUUCCGCGGAGCGGCAAGGCCCUGGACCCCUUCGUACGCGUGGAGAUCCACAGUGUCCACUCAGACUCCUGCAGGAGACACACAGACACUGUCAGACACAACUCUCUGAGCCCUCGUUGGGACUCGGCCAUGAACUUCACCAUCUCUGUCCCUGACCUCAGCCUCAUCCGCUUCACUGUAAGAGACCAGACAGGACUCACCUCUGAGUUUAUAGGACAGUACACCAUCCCCUUCAUCAGCAUGAAGAAAGGAAAUGUAGAGUUGAAUCUGGGGUCCACCGUCUGCAACACAACAGUUAAGAUACGAUGCGUAACAUUUUCCUCUAGGGGGUGCUCUUGAGACAAAAAGGUUCCCCUGCCUAAAUGGACAGAAAUACUGCCCAGAAACUUCCUCAUUGAACACACAGCCCCCCCACCCCAAACCCUUGCAAAAUGAUGUCACCCUAUCAUUUUAGGUCAUCAAUUGGUAGAUUUAAAACAUAAAGAAGCGUAACAUUUUAUAUUUGAAUCAUUUAGCAUACGCUCUUCUCUAGAGCGACUUAUAGGAGCAAUUAGGGUUUGCGUGCCUUGCUCAAGGGCACAUCGGCAGAUCUUUCAAUUAGUCGGCUCGGGGAUUCGAACCAGCAACCUUUUGGUCACUGUCUCAAUGCUAGACUAGCUGCCGCUCGUAAAGGAGUGGUGCUUAAAGAAACAGGACAUUACCUCUUUCUGAUUUCACAGAGUUGGGAGUCCUGGUCUUGGGUCCAUCCAGAAACAAACAGCACACAUACUCAUUCUGUAGACGGCACAAUUAAAUAUGCUUUAGACCAUGGGUUCAGUUCAUGGGAUUCAAACUGUGGAGAUCAAACCAUGACAGCCUUUUCCGUGACUAGAAUAAGAAGACGAAUUAGAAGAGGAGGAAGAAGGAGAGGAGGAAGAAGAGGAGAAGGAGGACUAGAACUUACGCCUUUACAAGGUCCUUCGAACAGUUCCUUCAGAUACUUAUUCAGCAGGGACAUUUUCCUGCCUGGAGUGAACGACAUCUUGAACCAUUUGGGGAAUCUAACCCAAUAAUGAAAAGAGCAUGAAUAAAAUAGGAAUUACAUUUGAUUGAAUGUAAUUCACAUGAAAUGGGACAAACCUAUGUGUGUCAAGGAGCGAGUAGACGGUGUCAUUCAACAGUAUAGUAGCUCAGACUCACUGU